Molecule: messenger RNA, 6924 nt
Organism: Uranotaenia lowii
Lineage: Eukaryota; Metazoa; Arthropoda; Insecta; Diptera; Culicidae
Gene: SCAP
Product: sterol regulatory element-binding protein cleavage-activating protein
Exons: 9
Coding region: 1615-6138 (1507 amino acids)
Biological process (GO): SREBP signaling pathway
Cellular component (GO): Golgi membrane; endoplasmic reticulum membrane
Molecular function (GO): protein binding; sterol binding
Source: RefSeq, a predicted model, not a curated record
CAACGACAGCACGACGAUCAUCGCGGUCAGCAGCUUGCUGUUUUUUUCCUAUUCGCUCCGCAGUAGUAAAAGUUGCAGCGCAUUUUUGAAGCUCAGUGCGAGCAAUAAUUUUCGUCAUCGUUCUUGCAAUUUUAUUGGCAUUAGUUUCACGGGCUUAAUAUCAAAAACCGGGUUCCGAAGUUGGUGUACGUUGCGUGGUGUUGUAAAUUACGGGAUUCGCGCGAGGAAUAGUGACUGAAAAUGCUAAAACGCUAGCCCAAGGAGGUGAAUAAUUUGGGUUUCUUUUGCUAAUGGUGGAAUUUGGAUGUUGGGAGGAAUCUAUCGAGUUCAAAGAUUUCGGAGAAAUCCAACUUGCGAGGAAGAAACAGGAGUAUAUUCGUUGUGGAAUAAGUUUAGAAUCAAUCUGUUGAACGAAAUCGAAUGCCAAAAUUUUGGGAGCAAUGAAAUGAAGGGUGCUGUAAAAGAAUUUACCCAGAUUGGCACUAAUCCGGUGGAUCACAUCGAUAGAAAUGUGAUCCUACUUAUCAGAGGAAGAUAAGAGGUUGGCUCGUAAAGCUAGUGUUUGAUUCGAAGAACCAAUUUGAGAAAUUAUGUAAUUUCGGGGGCCAUCAACGAGCAGAAUUUCGUAGCUUGUUAUCGGAGGAGCAUCGACCGUGUGUGGCGAUGGCGGGUUGUUCUAUAUGCUUGACGGCAAUACUAUUGAGGCCCCGGGGAGCCGCAGAAAUAUGGAAGGAAAAUAUGGCCCAGCAGCUCCCCGUGUAGAAUGCAUCUAGGUUGACGUGUAGUGCUUUUUUAUUGUUAAAGUUUCGUUUCAUUAGUGCGGAUGAUUGCAUCAGUCUCGGGCUGAAGGAAAAUGCAAAUUGCGUGUAAAGUGAUUAUUAUUAUAGCCGUUGUCAUCGGUUAUUGGAUUUUCAGCUUGUAGGGCUCCGCAAUUUGAUAUGGGCAGCGUAUUUUGAUGACCCUUUGGGGGAGGAGUGGAGGCACUCAAAUGUUUAUUCCAGUUUGUUGGCUGACUGCCUGGAACCGGCUGUAAGGCGUCCGCUUUGUGACUCAAUAAAAUUUGAUUAUCAAACGCACCACAGAAGGGAGAAGAUCUGUAUACACAGUGAAACGAAAACGAUACGACGACGAGACGAUGAUGAUCGUUCAGUUAAACCGGCAGAAUGUCCACAAUGUGUGUUGGUACGGCGGCGAAAAAGUGCAAGUUGUAACCCCAAAGUAAAAAUAAUCAUUGCCCAGGUUGAAGCAGUGCAGAACAACCCACAAAAAACAAACCACAUAACGAAUACGUGGAAAUACGUUCCCAAAGUUCUUGUUGAACCUUUUUUGUUUUUUGCUCCCAGAGCACAGCAAAGUGAAGAUAAUGGGAAUUUUAGUGACGCUUAACAUUAAACAAAACUACCGGGAGAACCACGUUAAUCAUCAGCGAAAUUCGCAAGCUGUUCGUAAGAACGUUUACUCAACUUUAAGUCGAGGCUGCUAUUGACCUUGAAUCUAAUUUUCGGUUAAAUUAGGAUUGUGCCGGUUUAAAGUAGCUCCGAUAGUGUACAAAAAUUACUGGAACAGGGAUUGGUCCCCGAUAAAUCCCUAGUAUACGAAAGUGCUAUAACGAGGAUGACAUCAUCCUCGAACAUAGAUUCGAAUUUGUCCCCUUCUGGGCCAGGUGGUAACGGGUCUGGUCCUCAGGACCGUUCGCUACAAUCGUACCACCAGUACCAGCAGCAAGUUCCGCCAGCCCAGUACGUACCCCACAUCAAUCCCAAUCAGGCUGCAUCGAUCUACCAACAGCUGCGACAACCGCAACCUGCUUUGGGCAGCAGCAAUGCAAACGGGGGACCGGGCCUCGGUGGUGGUCACUUUGCGCCCAUGGCAACUACCCAACUGAUUAACGGAAAGCUGACAUCAAACGCAUUAGCUCCGCAGCCACAACAACAACCGCGAACGAUUUCACGGCAAAAAGCCACCGGAAGCCACCGAGACGGAUCUCGGCGGGGCGGUGACCGUGGCGCGUACAACGAUGAUAAGGAGGGCAAGAGUAUUCCAUCGCGUGUAGGGCAGUUGUACUACCGACAUGGGUUGUUCCUGUCAAGCUAUCCGACAUGUGCCACCAGCCUUGCCGUGGUUAUGAUCAUUUUUUGUUGCUACCCCCUGUUGAACAUUCCGCUACCCGGAACGAUCCCGACCAAGGUCAUUUUCCCGUACACGGAACAAAUUGGCCAAAAUUUGCAUCUGGUAAACGGCGCAUAUGGCAACGGCAGUACGAAAUCGGAAAUGUACAACCCGUUCAGCAGCUUCAACGGAAACAAUUUUUUCAACAUCUACAACAUCAGCUUGGAGCCACCGUUUCCCUGGGCCCGAAUAGAUCCGCUUCUGUACGUACAGCAGAUUAUUCUGCGCAGUGCAGUGGUCCCGUGGGAGGAGGAUCUGCUGCUGACCGAUGCCUUCCGUGGACCCCUGUACGAAGUGUUCAAGUUGAUUGAGAUCAUACGUAAUCACGAGGACGAAAGUAAAACGACACUUAGCGAUCUGUGUCUGCACGUGGAAAAUGUCAAACGAGCCUCCCAACAGAUGCUGUUUCCGGAAUAUAACUGUCUGCUUUUGUCACCGGCCAAUCUCUGGCAACAGAAUCUGCAGAACUUCAACAAGGAUAACAGCCUGUUGAAUACUAUUUUUGUGAAUCAUAAUCUGCAAAAAUCAAAAGUGUCUACCUCGGAAAUGCUGUUCGGAAUCUCGUUGCGAGACACCGGCGUCAAGCGGUAUCCCAUGCGGGUCCGAUCCCGCAUCAUCCAGUACGCCGUCACGCUGAUCCUGCGCGAGAACAAUCCCGCCUUCAUCAAAUCGCUGAAGGAAAAACUUGUGAAAGCAUAUCCGCUGCAUCAGGAUGGCGAUGAUGUAGUGGUUGAGGGUGCCGGGAUUCCUGCCGGCCAGCAAGAAUCGACUAAGGAACAGUCUUCGAUUAUGUACAUUUUCUACCCGGGAGAGUUCGACUGGAUGGAGUUUUUGCCGCAGUGCAUCGCGAUCGUGAUGCUGUUUUUGUAUGUGUAUUUUUCUGUGCGAAAAAUUGAUGUGAUUCGAUCGCGUUUCGUGUUGGCCUCCAGUGCAGUUUUGACCGUUUUGGGAAGUUUGAUGAUGUCUUUGGGGAUGUGUUUCUUCUUCGGACUGACCAUAAGCUUGCAAUCGAAGGGUGUGUAUCCGUAUUUGGUGAUACUGGUUGGACUUGAGAAUGUGCUGGUUAUAACGAAAAGUGUGCUGACAACCGACAACAAUUUGGAUGUGAAAAUCCGUAUCGCCCAAGGCUUGUCCCGAGAAGGCUGGUCAAUAACUAAGAAUCUUUUGACGGAAAUCACUAUUUUGACCGUGGGAUUGUGUACGUUUGUUCCAGUGAUUCAGGAGUUUUGUAUAUUUGCUAUUGUUGGGUUGGUGUCGGAUUUCUUUCUUCAGAUGAUGUUUUUCUCAACGGUACUGGCUCUUGAUAUAAAACGGGUAGAGUAUAGUGCUGAAGUUAAGCAACUACCAAAAAUGUUGUACUACAAUAGUGAGGCUCGUAGGAAUGUGGUAGAAACUAACAAGAAUGGAGGAAUCAGCAGAUCAAUGUCCCACCCAAAACUUUCGGGUCUGGAUCAAAGUGGAAGCCAUAAGAAAAACAGUUUGAGCAACUCGAAAAAUGGAAAGGAACAAAAAAUUCCUAAACGACUUAGGAUAGUGAACUUUUGGGCCAGGACAAGAUUCUUUCAGCGUGGAUUUAUGAUUUGGAUGAUUUUGUGGAUAUCGAACAUAAUAUAUCACUCAGGUUUGAUUGAGUUGAUGAUUGAUAGAAACAUGCAAGCUCAACGGGCAGCUAAUGAAGCGAAGAGACUGGACGUACCUUUGAAUGAAAUGCACGAUCUUAAACCGGACAGUCAUUUGAAUUUGAACCAUUUCUUCGAUGGUGAUCUACAUGGAAACAGUGAACGUGUAUUGAAUAUCACAGAGCUGCUGAAUCGGCUUAACUAUCCGGACUACGAAACGGUGUAUCGCUUAUCGAACUUUCAUUGGUCGUCAAUUUUGAAACAGUACAAUAUUUCCUUAUCAGGAAGGUAUGUAACGGUUCUUCCAUCUAUUAAACUGUCACAUGCUGUGAGCCCACAAGUAGCACUAAGGCUUAGAAAUCCCGAAGAAAAACCUCCGCACCACUUCCAAUGGAAAGCAUUUGCUGCUGCGCUUGAUCCGCUGGAUUUUAAAGACAUGGACACAGGUGAUCUUCCUAUGAAUACUGACAAUACACCGUUUUAUCCAAAGACACCGAUGGAAAUUUUGCUCAGUCUGCUACUGUUAGCUGUUAGUAUAUUUAUGGUGACUUACACUUUGGUGAUGCUGUAUCGCUGUAUGUGUACCAGAAACUAUGCUGAAUGGCGCGCUAGUUGGGGUGGUCAAGAUAGCGAAAACGAAGAGCCCAAACAAGAACACAGAAUUCUCGAAGGUGUCCCAAUUCAAGUAAAUGGUCACAAGCAUCGCAUUGAAUGUAUUGUGACGGACGGAAAUAUGAUUGCGAGCUCCUGCCUCCAGGGUCAGGUAAAGAUCUGGGAUGCUACCAACGGUGAGCUCAUGGCUUCAAUCAAUCGCACCAACCAUUUCGAAAUGCAACGUUUGGAAACAUCUCGCUCACCGCGUGGUUCUUUUAUUGUCAAAAGCGAACCCAACAGCGCUAACGUUACCGGAAUGCAGGAAGUGUUUCCGGAGAAAUCACCAACGAGCUUUGCGUUCAAACUGAAGAAAAAGUUACAGUUUAAUUUCACCGGUCAAAAUGGUUAUCCAGAACCAAACGCCGAACAGGAUCCCGCCAAAUUUGACUUCGCAGCUCAGUACGAGAAACAUUUCACUCCCGAUUAUCCCAGUGGUAAAAGACUAAGCAACGGUGGGUUCGUUGCCACUGACCUUCGCAAUCGCUUUCUUUCCGGCACUUCCGCGGCCCAGUUUUACGAGGCAGCUAUGGGUGGUAGUGUAAAGAACCGAUCUCCGCCACCGCCACAAAAUCAUCAAAACCAUCAGAGCAUUCACAGAUCCCACAGCGGCGGCGAAGCAAGUGACCAACCGCAGCAGCGUUUUAUUCCAACGGAAAAUUCUCAACCACCGGGUGGAACCGCUCGAAAGAAAUCCUACCAAACGUCACCCAUUUGGUGUCUCGAUUUUCUCGAUAAUCUCAUCGUGAUUGGUUGUGCCGACGGGCGGCUGGAGUUCUGGGAAGGAACGACGGGUAAUUUUAAGUGCAUCUACGAGACGGAGCACACAUUCAAUAACGGUGUGACCAACAUCAAACUAACCGGUGAUAAGGUGAUAGUAGCGAGAUUAAGCGGGCGGAUCGAUUUCCUUCGCCUGGAGACGUACACCCAAGGUCGACAAAUAGAUUGGGGAUUCACUUCAGCAUAUAGAAGAACUCACAUUCGAACAGGCUCGGCUGGAAGCAUUAAUAUGAAUUUCUCGGGUACUCCAGCCAAUACUGGCUCCGAGGAAGAACUGCGAUGCAUACUGGAGUUCCAUCAGCAGGGCCACAAUAUGCCAGUGACGUGUUUGGAAGUGGGCGGCGGUAUGGUUAUGACCGGCAGUCAGGACCACACAGUGAAGGUGUUCCGUUUGGAGAGCCAUAUGUUGCAGUACACUCUGCACGGACAUUAUGGACCUAUCUCAUGUCUUUUCAUCGACCAGUGGCAGCAGGGUAUGGGGGCGUCCGGAUGCCAGGAUGGCAUUCUAUGCGUGUGGGAUUUAGUGCGAGGUGCGUGUAUGUACAAAAUUGAAGCACACGACGAUUCGAUCGUGGCCCUAGCCUGCUCCCCAAGUUAUGUGAUCUCAUUAGGACUGGACGAACGGAUACAGGUGUGGGACCGAUUCCAGGGCCAAUCGCUAACGUCAAUUAACGUUUCGCACGCGUUUUCUUCGUUGGUAAUGCUAACGCCAUCAUUAUUAGUUACUGGAAAGCCAGGAUCCCUCGUCGUGUGGGACGUCCGGACGGGCGAAGUUGUUCGCGAAGUGAAGCUCGAUUGCUCGAAUUCCCAGCUGAGUCCGCGGGUCAUGUUGCCAGCCUGUGGUUCCGUCAUCUGCGACUAUGGAAGCCAAAUGCGGAUUGUACGCUUCCCGCUUGUUGCGGCGGAUAAAUGCGAAUAAUUUAAAAGGAAAUAAGUGCAGACACAACACACACACACAAAUACAAACACAAAAGCAAAACAAUACAAAGCUCGUACUCAGAAGCAAAGCGAAGCAAAGCAACUAAAGAUAGUACUAAUGUUUCUUCACGAUAAGAUUAGUUUUUAAAUUGUAAUUUAUUAGACCUGCGAAAAAAUCACAAAACUUUUAUUUAUUUCAACACGCUUAUUAAGAAAAAUGGUUGACGACAAAGUGUUCGUUUGAGAAUGUUUGUUAUAUUAUGCUUAUAUAACCAUCUGAUAUCGAAAUUGUAAAAGCGCUUUAAAAGAAAAAGUUAUAAGUUUGCUUUCACCAUGUAGAGUUCUAACAGCUAACAGCUCUCUAAAAUGUUAAACAUCAUUUUGCGAUUUUUAAACUGUUGCAGUCUAACUUAGGGUUAGAUUAUAGAAAAAAACGUUCCGUUCAGACCGUGAUUUUUAGGAUAGGGUCAAAAAGUGACUGUUGCGAAUGAAACGAGAAAGCCUUUUAAAGCAGUGAAAUCAAUAAUCACUACAACUAUUGUGGAAUCAAAAACUCAAACACUCAAGGGAAGAAUCAAUUAUUUAAACAUCGUGUAGCUGGUUUAGAGAUUAAGGGAAAAUUGCCGAUGUACCUACCUAAACGCAGAUUGGUAUCUGAGCACGCUAUUUUGUCCUCUAGAAUAAGAAGUUUAAACAUAAUCUUAUAAUAUAUGAAAACUAAACCUCCAAAAGCUCAUUAAAUUGCCUUCAGUCGGGAGAUAUAAAUUUCUGCAAAUGAAUUUAUUCU